Pomacea canaliculata is the source of this 5245-nucleotide messenger RNA. RefSeq lists its product as uncharacterized. The transcript is spliced from 2 exons. The coding region runs from base 694 to 2058 and encodes 454 amino acids. Lineage: Eukaryota; Metazoa; Mollusca; Gastropoda; Architaenioglossa; Ampullariidae. The record is from RefSeq and is a predicted model, not a curated record.
GCGGGUGGUGGUGGUGGAUGUUGGCGGUGGGGUACAGGUGUCGCGGCGGUCUGGCCAGUGGAGCAGCACAGUGUGGGGUAAGGGAGGGAGGCACGCGGCGCGGCGUGUCUUUGCCGCGCGUCGCCUGGGUGCGCUGCGCCGGCGAAACGUUGGGAAACGACUUUACAGCAACGACCGCUACUCCCAGGCUGGUGGCGUGCGCUGAAUCCCGCCCUGUCUCCAGCCCCUUCCCCCUUCUCCCCAGCCUGCCCCCCAACCACGACUACUCCGCGCUCACUGCCGCACAGCACACUUCAUUGUGCACCGCCCCGCGCGGCGACUCCCGCGUCUUGAGAGCGGUGCAGCGUGCAGUUGUGCUGUGUUGUGCUGGCGUCUUCCCCACAGCGGCUGUCGUCGUGUGGUGACCGCACGCUUCCCUGCUCCCAUUCAGUCUCUCUCGUCAGCCGUGCUUGAUGGUGCCACCCCGGGUCUGGAUACACGCGCUGUUGCUGUUUACCACCGCCGUGGAUAUGUGGAUUCUAAGACAAGACGAGUCGUUGUGAUGUUCUUGCUGUAGAAGUGGUCGUGGGACGAGGUGAGACUACGUGUGUCGUGAAGUUUGUGACCUGCUCAGUCAGUUUGUAACCUGCUGGGUGCAGUAGGAACCUGAGUUCGAGUCGUUUGUGAGGUUCCUGCUGUGGAUGGAACUGAAAGAUGGAUGAGACGGAGACAAAGCACGGCGGAGCGACGACCGAGAGCUAUGAGAACUCUCCGGUCAGUGAGUCGGACAGUGGAGUGGCGUCCGGCAUCUCCUGCGAGGAUAUCAGCCAAACAGGAGCCGAGGCGAAGAUGGAACAAGAGCUUGGUUUUCUGCGGCAGGAGAUUCGAACCCACGUCGCGACGAUCCAUCGACUGCAGACGGCGCUGUACGACCAACAGGCUCGCUCCAAUGCAGCUGCCGUCUCGCUCCGCACACAGCUGCGCAAGAAGGACCAACAGCUGCGCAAGACCAACGGCGAACACGAGCGCCGCAUGUCUGCCAUCUUGUCUCACCUGCUGUACCUGGAGGGCCAGCUGCUGAAGGAGCAGCGUCAGAUGACCGAGGUGCUGCACGAGAAGGAUGACGUCAUCCGUAGACAGCGCGCGGCGAUCGAGGACCUGGCGAGCAAGAACACCAAGCUGCUGGAUGCCCUCAAGGAGGCCCACGGGUACUCGGGUAACAAUGGCAUUCUGAACCCCGCCACCAGGGAAGAGGGUGGCAGUCCGCAGGUGGUGUUGCGGAACAAAGACAAAGCCAGUCCCAGCUACAAGGUGAGGUUUUCGUCGAUGAAAGAUAAACUCCGACGACACAAGAGUAGUUUGGAGCUGUACCGGUCAGAAGGGUUGGAGGUGCCCACAGACAGCCCCCUGCGGUUCGGGAGCCAGGAGAACCUGUCGAGCCUGGCUGGGGGCUUGUCAAGCGACGAAAUGAAGAAGGCGAGGCUGCUAGAGCGGAAGGUCAAGUGUCGCAGUAUGGUGGACUAUCCCUUCCGGUUGAACGACCUGCCGGAGGUGUCGAGUGAGGCGGAGAAAGGUAAGGGCGACCCGGGGAUAAGUGAUGAUGAUGACGACCAGGAUCUCAGCCACGACUCGUCAGCCGGCUCCGCCCAUCGUCUACAUUUGAAGGACGACAACAUCCGCCACAGCUUCAACGAUUUGGAGGACAGCAACAGACAGACGGGCGAGGAACCGAGCGGGUCGCAGGCGUCGUACGGGGAUGUCCCCAGGAGUCCCUCCAUGCCGCAGUCGCUGUCGGUGGUGCUGGAACAGACGCCCCCAUCAGGCGGCAAGGAGCGACCGCACUCGCUGACCGGGGUGGAGGUGUUGAGCAUGGAGAAGGUGUCCAUGUGCCCGAGCCCCACCAGCCCCACACCACCCGGUGCCUCCGACUCCAACCCCUUCAAGAGCUUCAAGAACGUCUUUCGGCGCCGCAACAGCAAACAGCGCAGCAAGAAGCGACCCGUGUCCCUGGGGCAGGAGACGAACAAGGAGUACCACGAGGCCCUCAAAGAACAUUUCAAGAAGUACGACCUGCAAUGACACCAUCUUUCCUGACACCAGGGACUGCAGUGACACAGUAAUUGUGACAUGAGGGACUGCAGUGACAGUCUUUGUGAUGGACCAGCAGUGACACAGUCUUUGUCACACGAGGGACCUUCAAUAACAAUCUUUGUUUAUGACAUAAACCGGUAAUGACAACAUCGUGAAUGAUGUCAGAAUCUCAGUUAGUGUCUGACAACAUGUGACGGUAUUGAUCUCCUGGUGCGCUGAGUGCUUGAGGACAGAACAAAGAUGGUGACAUUUAGGUGACGUGGGUAUCCGCUAACUGACAGGCUAAUAGUUUAGUGCAUGCAAACUGUCACAGUGAGCUCUGAGUGCUAAUUAACGACCACUGGACACGUGUUAGCCUAGGCCUCACCUCGCCUUCUUUGCAUUUUCGUUUCUUUGUUUUUCGGUCCUCAGAUAUGUUCACAUGUUCUGUGAUUUGAAUUUUUUCAUGACUGUCACAAUGAUACCACAGUCACAGAUAAACACCGCACUCACAAACCAUUGUUUCUCCAGCCCGCCAUCGAUUGGCUAUUACCGGUAAUUAGGGAGGAAAACAGAAGAUUUUUUUUUAUUUUUACUUGUGAUGCCAGGGUUGCUGAUGGUUGGGGGGAUGUCUGUGGCAGAUAACUCUGUUGCCUGGGCGCUCGUCAGAGCUCGGCAUCACGGCGUGAGAAGUGUUCGUCUCUCCACAAAUCUGUUUCUUCCUGUCCAAACCUUUCCUUUAACUGUGGGCUCAGUCCUUCUAAAGACAAGUCGCACAAAAAUAUCGCUGCUAAAUUAGGCAAGGGAGACAGCUCAUCAUAAAAAGGGGAGAGCAGUUGUUAUGGAGAUUUGGAGAUUAUUUUUUUUCUCUCUGUGUUUACUUGUUGGCAUGUCUGCGUCUUUCUGUGGGAUCUGUCGGCAAGCAGACGACUGGAGGUAGCCAGGAGGAUCUGAGGCACACCGGGCUAUCCGCGCUUUGCAACAUUUAUCUGUAGCUGCGUGGAUUUGCGUGUAGAGCCUCACUGGUCGCACAGACACCGCCAUUUGUUUUGGAAUAAACUUUCAGUCACUUAUGCAUCCGUUGAUUUAUGGGAGAAGCGUGUUUACUUGCCUCUGUGUGUGUCUGUGUGUGUGUGAGAGAGAGGGGGAGAGCCUUGGUUCCUUUAUCCUCGUUUUGAGACUGUAAUUGUGUGGAGUUUGUCGGACAUUCUCGUCAUUCAGUCACCGCUGAUAUUGUUACAGUCGACUGUCAUACAACGUGGGAACCACCUGAACACAUUUCUCCUGAACCAGAUAAACAAAAGAAUUUUCCUUUUAUCAUACUUUAGAAUUUAGAUGAUAGGCGAGUAUAUAUAUAUCCGGGUAUGUCCUGAAAGGCUAGUUCAGUUCUGUGAAUGAUGCCAGGCGGUCCUGCUGCCUGUUCACCAUCACGUGAUCCCUUCUCUGUCAUGUUAGUUUCUUAUCCCAGGAGUAGGCUGACUGAAACCUUGUAGAGUAGCAGUUGACAAGUCAAGUUGCUAUUUUGUAACUACCAGCACUGAAGACAUAUUGCCGCCACAAGGGGAAGAUGUGACAUGAAGCAUGAUGAUAAGGCUACUUGCUCAGCUGGUCACACCAUUAAAGGGAAGCAACCUCAGACAUGAGCGUGCUGGGGGGAGAGGAAUGAGGCUUCCUUGAGGUCCAGGGGCCACUCUGCAUGCAAACCGCCGAUGACACGAAUAAAGAAACAUGUUGCCAGAAGCUAAGGAGAAAAUAUGACAACGACAGCGCCCCCACAGCAGGAACGACAAAACAGCACUCAUAACGAUAACUCAAUAAGAAUGACCAGCCACUGUACUCAGAAAGAAAGAUAACCCACUAGUCUACAUUCUGCAAUGAAUGAUAACCCGCAACCGACAUCAGGAAGGACAACAAAACACAACAGGAAUGACAACCUACCUUACUCAGCAGGAAGGAUAACUCCCCACACUCAGCAGGAAGGAUAACUCUCCACACUCAGCAGGAAGGACGACCUACCAGGGAGCAGUGCAUGUCGGUAUUUUCAGGACGAAGAGUGACCUGCAGCAUACACAUGCAGAAGGUGGGGUCACCCUGGGGUCAGUGGAUUCGCUCCCGACUCGUUGACCUCAUCCAUGUCCAGCAGGUCAGCCGCAUCUCCGGGGUCGGAAUGGAUUGGCGCGAGAUACAAACAACACGGUAGCCUUGGGGAGGUGGGGAGGGCUGUUUCCUUUAUUUGAUCUCGAGGCUGGCAGCUGUUUUCGGAAAUACUUUUAUUUCAUUCUUUUUUUUUUUUUCUUGUUGUCCUCACUGCAAACCACCCGUAUUCAUCCCCGACAAGUCUAGAGGCUUUCUUCGAUUCGUUUGCUCAGCGCAUUCUUAUAAAAUCUGAAUCCAUGUGAGAUACGUAGUUUUUAUUGUCUCUGAGACCCUCGCUUAACCAGGUUUCCGUGACCGAGACAAUUCACGUGACGAAUACUACGUCACGACGUAUACUAUGAACAUGACAUGCUACGCACGUCACUCAUGCCAUGAACACGAUGUACAAGACCUUUGUUACGCACACGAUGUAUACGACGUAUUCUGCGUGAACACGAGUGACGUAUAUUACGUGAUAUAUACGUCACGCACACACUCCGUGUAAACUGUUUAGAAAGAAGUUGUGCAGCUGACCACUAAUCACAUUGUUUGUCCUUUCUUCCUUUAAUACAUUUCGAUGUGACGUUUCUUUCUCUUGCACAACGCACACGACUUGCAACACGAACGUCACCUGAAGAUUAUGAACAAAGUUGUCUUGGGGUAUCCACCUCACUUUCUGUUCUCUAGUCUGUUAUCUAAUCUGUUAUCUAAUGUGUGCACCAUGAUUACGCAUCUUUAUCAGUGUUAUUAUCAUUGUUAUCAUCAUCAUCACAUCUUCCUGUCGAGAACUGAUCUCCACGGAGGAAGCUUGAGUAUCACUCGCCGCCUGGCCACGCCCACAGCACGUGACCCAACGUGAGCAGUGUGUGAGCACGUGAUGUGUUGACGAGGACAACAAAAACCGUUAAGGCCCCUCAUGUGAGGUAAUGAAGCACAAAACAAGCCAGGGAACUGAGAUUUUUUUCUGCAAAUAUGUUUUGACAGAUCAGUUGGGUUGUAAACAUGUUUAGAACUGAUGUGUGCGUCACUGGAUCUUGAUUACACGUGCAGUAGAUGUUGA